Messenger RNA from Drosophila sechellia, 1502 nucleotides. RefSeq names its product CTD nuclear envelope phosphatase 1 homolog. Lineage: Eukaryota; Metazoa; Arthropoda; Insecta; Diptera; Drosophilidae. Gene Ontology annotation, molecular function: phosphatase activity. The record is from RefSeq and is a predicted model, not a curated record. The coding region runs from base 111 to 872 and encodes 253 amino acids. The transcript is spliced from 2 exons.
ACAAUAAUUGUCUCUCGUUUUACCAUUUCUGUUACUACUUAUUGAAAUUUUAGUAUCAUUGUUUUUCCUACUCUUAUCUAUUACAAUUAAUUUUUUCUUAAAAUCAUGCGAUGCAGCUCAAAAGUGAUUUCCUUAUUAUUUACGUUUUUGGAUUGGCCACAAUGGGUCUGGUGAUGGGCAUCACCUGUGUGGUGAUUCCCCGAUUGUGGUUCUUUCUAGAGAGGGCUUAUAGGGUUUUCAUGGAGUACACUCCCAUCAUUUACCAAAGUGAGGAUCGCCUGUCGCCCGUUUCCAAAAGCCGACUAAGUCUCGUGGCCAGGAAAACACUUGUCCUGGACAUGGAUAACACCAUGAUCACGUCGUGGUUUAUAAAAAGCGGCAAGAAACCGGAGAAUAAACCGAGAAUUGCGCACGACUUUAAGUUCUACUUGGGGGCCUAUGGAGCCACCAUCUAUGUCUACAAGCGCCCCUAUUUGGAUCACUUCCUCGAUCGCGUAUCCAAGUGGUACGACCUGACUGUCUUCACAUCCGGAGCCGAGAUAUAUGCCUCUCCGAUUCUCGACUUCCUGGACAGGGGAAGGGGCAUCCUGAAGAGUCGCCUCUAUCGGCAGCAUUGCAUAGAACAGUUUGGAAUGUGGUCCAAGUCCGUACUGCAGGCCUGCCCGGAUUUGUCCAAUGUUGUGCUGCUGGACAACUCCAGCAAGGAGUGCAGUUCAAAUGCGGGGAACGCCAUUCUCAUCAGGUCCUAUGAAGUCGGCAGUCGCGACCAGGCCCUCAUCAAUUUGUUACCUUUUCUGGACGCCCUGCGAUUCCUGAAGGAUGUGCGACCGAUGCUCGAACGUUGCACUCGUUUCAAAAGUUUUGCUCAGUAAUAUGAAGUUGGUUGUUUGUUUUUUUUUUAGGUUCUAUUCAAUCGUUUGUUAAAUUUUAAAGCACUGAAUCACAUUGGCUUAUCAUUUUGCACAUUGAUCAAAGGUCAUUGAGUGCUCGUGAUUUUUGAAAUUUAUUCUUUGAGAGUCAUUCAGGCAUUUAGAGAUCUCCACAAAGCGCAAUUUUUGUAUGGCUCAUGGGUUGUUAUGAAACAACAGCAUUUGGAAUCCUUUGGGUGUAAUUUAGAUUUAUAUUUUGCAGCAAAAGUGAUUGAGAAAUACUCUCUACAGCAAGGUGUAGCAACAUCUUCCACUGUCUUCGGUUUAGUCAUGCCCCAAGGGUCUGCUUAGUCAUGUGCCAGCCAGCAUUGGAAAAAGUGGAAGGCCAAGUGAUUCACUGAGUAAACGACUUCGGCCAAGGCUGCAGCGAUAUCAGGCCACAACUCAUAUUAAUCAGAGGCUAGUACAAUGUGCUCCACUUUAUCGGCCAGCGAGUUGCGACAGUGAAAAAUGAGCAAAUGUCACAAGGAUCAUAGGGCUUGGCCCGUUCCACCAUCUGCAUUUCGAUCUGAGUUGAAACUGGGUUUGAAACUGGUUUUGCUCAAAGAAAGCAAAAAUAAUUAAGUGCUUCGA